AAAAAAAAAAGGCGAAUCACGAUCACUGUGGGAACAUGUUAGAUUAACUAGAUGUUAGAAUACCGGAGGGCAAAUGCAGUUCCUGUCGGACGGGUUUUCGGCUGCCCCUCGCUAUGACGCAGCUUGGCGAUGAUGAAUGCCCCUCGGUCGCCCCCGCUCCUCAGCUGCAGCCACAACUCACCGCGUCCGCCGAUGCUCCAUAUAAAGCGUCAACGCCAGAGGUAAAAGAACCGGCAUCGCUCCAUCAUCCAGAUCACCCGCAUCUCACCCGUGAACCCCAUUCCACCCAGCCAGCCACACAGACAGCACAGAAACCAAAUGUCCAACUACUCCCGUCCACCCAACCCCGCCGAGUACGGCGGCGGCGGCUCUAGCGGUGCAAACUACUACGAUCCCCGCGCAGACUUCUCCUCCCAGUCCCAGCCAUACCAGCAGCAAUCGCAGUACCAGGGCGGGUCCGGCGGCUACAACUACGAUCCUGCCUUCAGCAACGCCGUCAAGCAGGCCAAAUACCACAACUCCGGGCGCGAAGACGACGACGAGGAUGACGAGGAGUCCGGAUUCUUCAAGAAAGCUCUAAGCUUCAUCAGCGAGCACAAGGAUCGGUUUGGCCAGGAGGAUAUUGACGAGCAGCAGGUGGUGGGUGCUCAUCAGGCGCUGUAUGGUGGAGGACAGCAGCAGCAGCAGCAGCAGCAAGCUGAGAGGAAGCAUGAUGCGGAUUUCUUGGGCAAUGGCGCAGCGCUGCAGGCGUUGAAGAUGUUUACGAGCGGCGAAGGCCAGCAGUCGCAAACCGGUGGUCAUGAUCAGAAUAAGUUGAUUGGGCUGGCGAUGGCUCAGGCUGGAAAGCUGUGGGAUCAGCAGAAUCAGCAGGGGAACGUGGCUACCGAUAAGCAGUCCGUCAUCAACUCAGCCGCCAAAAUGGCGCUGAAGAUGUACCUGAAGAACCAAGCUGGUGGCGGAGGAGGCGCCCUUGGAGGCCUUGGAGGACUGGGAGGCCUGGCCAGCGGCGUCAGCGGCGGCGGACAGUCAGGCGGUUCUGGACUGCUCGGCUUGGCGAAGAAGUUCCUCUGAAGCGAGGGAGCUGCAGCUAUUUUUCUUCUGCUCUGUGUUUUUUUACGUAUCGAAUCGGCUAGGGGAGCCGUAGGCAACAUAUGUGAUGUCUGACGUUUGAAUUCAUGAAUUUCUGAAAUAUCAUGGGAAUGACCAACCAUGGAGCGAUCCUGUCCUCCUUCUCUCUUCUUGGGCACGAUCCUGACUUUUUCAGAGGAGAAUGUAGCCUUUGUCUGAAAAGGCUGUGGUUGCUCUUGUCAUGGGCAUAAUCCAUCGGCAGCUAAGCGCCAUGUGCCUUCCUGAAUACCCUGGAUUUGCAGAGAGGAUAUGAACGCCAUGAGAACAGUGUGUUUGACAUAGGCUUCUGCAGCCAAGCUGGACACCACGCUGCCAUGGCUGCUGUGAGAAAUAACUACCCAUUGCCGCG
This is a messenger RNA of Coccidioides immitis RS, 1477 nucleotides long. RefSeq lists its product as uncharacterized. Bases 319 to 1071 code for a protein of 250 amino acids. The transcript is spliced from 3 exons. The record is from RefSeq and is a predicted model, not a curated record. NCBI's taxonomy places the organism in Eukaryota, Fungi, Ascomycota, Eurotiomycetes, Onygenales, Onygenaceae.